GGGAGGCCGGCGGAAGCGCGCGCCACGUGGCGGGGAGACGCCCAGGGCGGCGGCGUGGCGGCGAGGCCUCGGGGCUCCCUGAGGGCAGGGCCGGGCCGCCGAGGGAGGCUGGGCGCGGGCACGGCUGUGCCGCCCUGCGCUCCUCACACGCGGCAUGUUGCCGUGGACGUCGCACCCGUGGGGCGCGAGCGAGGAGACAUCAUCGUCGGAGGAGCCAGGCCCCUCAGGGGGCAGUGACCAGAGCGAGGCCUGGAGUUCCGGAGAGGAGGCCCCGGGGGAGCUAGGAACACCCCCGCAGGACAGCCUGCAGUCCCAGGCCUUCAGUCCUUCCUGGAUCCGGACGGAGCAACUGGUGCCCCGGCCAGGCCCGGCUCUCGAGCAGACCCCAGGAGCCCCAGUUUCCCACCAGAUGACCUGGGACGUGGCCCCCUCAAGGAUGAGCCUGCUAGCACCCUGGGACCCCAACUACCAGGCCCCAGCAGGACCUCGGCUGCUGUGGGGGGCCGGCGGCGGGUCAGGCACCUUCUCAGACCGGACCUUGUAUCAUCCGUCCUUGUGUCCGCUGUACGAGGCCAGCUCCAGCAGGCGGCUCAGGCCCCCGGUCCCUGGCCUAGGGCAUUGGAGUGGCGAGCAGGUGCCCGGGGGCGCAGGGUUCCCAGCGAUGUGCAGGGAAGAUGUCUUUCUCUCAGACCCUCUGCUGCCCCCGGGGCGACGGGUUCCCCUGUACCUGUCUGAGGCCACCCAGCAGGUCAUGAGCUCCCAGAGGCUGCUGCUCCCGCCCCCUAUCAUGUCCUCCUGGGUCCUCCCCACCCAGUCCCAGGGCCGCUCCACCACCUGGCUCAGUGGCCCAGAGCUGAUAGCCCUCACUGGGCUGCUGCAGAUGAGCCAGGAGGGGGCCAGACCCAGCUCCUCGCAGGCUCCCCUUCUUCCUGUGGGCCCCCCGAACCCUGCCGCUCACCACGCAGGCCCCUGUGGUAGCCAGGGCUGUUCUCAGUGCACAGACCCAUCUCAUUCACAGCCCCCAGGCCCCCAUUUUCCAUAGCCCCUCUGGGGGCACAGCCAGCCCCCCACUCCCCCACACAGGUUCUGUUGACAAUAAAAGUGUCGGCUUGCAAAAUAGGCUUCCUGUGCUUUCUGGCCCCCUCUACUACAUCGC
Molecule: messenger RNA, 1156 nt
Organism: Oryctolagus cuniculus (rabbit)
Lineage: Eukaryota; Metazoa; Chordata; Mammalia; Lagomorpha; Leporidae
Gene: SAP25
Product: Sin3A associated protein 25
Biological process (GO): regulation of DNA-templated transcription
Cellular component (GO): nucleus; cytoplasm
Source: RefSeq, a predicted model, not a curated record